UUCAAUCAUAGUGACUCUGAGGACUGUCAACUUCUCCUAGGGCAGAUUACCCCCCAGUGCGCCAAACGCCAUAGCUCACCCGAUAAGCUACGGAAUCGAGUGAUUCAACUUUCAGAGGAAAGCUGACGCUGCAAGCGACAACAUAUCUGAUUUUCAGAUUGUUUCACCGAUUGGAGUUUUGGAUAUAGCUUUUCGAAGGUCGCGAGUUUUCUGGGCGUCAUAACGAAGUGCUGCAGAAAUUUCCAAGGAGCCAUUGAAUCAUCUGCUUAUAGCCUUCUCUAAGCAACACGUUCUGCCGUGCUAUCAUUCUGUUUUUUCGAAGUUUGACCAUAAGGCCUACGAGAUGGUAAUAAGCCCGAAAUUCUACUUCCUGCUGUACUUCCUUACUGACGUCCUCAAUGAGCUCAACGCCGUGAAACUCAC
This is a messenger RNA of Closterium sp. NIES-67, 423 nucleotides long. NCBI's taxonomy places the organism in Eukaryota, Viridiplantae, Streptophyta, Zygnematophyceae, Desmidiales, Closteriaceae. The record is from the annotation of a GenBank genome assembly.